CUUCACUGUCCAAAAUCAUUGCAAAUCUUGAUCUCAUUCACCUUGUAACACACCUCUCCGUGUUAUGAUUCUAGUCACCUGCUUUCUUCUCAGCUCCCCUCCUCAUUCUCUCGCUCUUCCCGUCGACCUCGAAACCUUCCCCUCACCUUUCCUCUUGUCUUGAAUCAACAACAACUCCUCCAUGCACGAACAAGCCAUCUGCCAGUCACUGGUGUAGUAGAAAGCCUUUCACAACCAUCAUCUUCGAUACCCUUGGCGUAUCGCGCUCGACACGUCCCGCCUGCGAGAUGGUCUUUCUGCGACUCGGAGUUAAAAUCUUUGCCCGCGAGCCGCUGUCCGGCUAUGCUCGCGGAAAGCAUGAAUUCCGAGAUCGUGAGCUGGACAGUUACUUGAUGGUACUCGAAAACCCGGAGGAAAUCAAUCUGGGUGAAUUGGCACAAAGGAUUCGCAAUAAAUGGAAGAAGCGAAGACCAGAAGCUGAGCCUAUUGAAAUAAAAAAGCUGCUCGACGACGCGAACGAUAAUUACGACCUCGAUGCUGAGUUGACCGUGGCUGAGGUUUUUGUCAAUCAAGGCAAGGCUCGCCAGGAUGCCUCGGAUCAGCGCGCCACAGUGCGUGUUAUAACCAAACCGAGCCAGCACAUGCCUGAGCGAUUGCCCUCCGUCACUCAUGACUGGGAUGCCCUUGCGGCAGACGCUGAGCGCAUCAGGAAGGAAAACAUUCGGAUUAAGAAGGAGAACAUACGGCAGGAGAUGAGCCGGUUUCCGACGAUUGAGGAAGACCCGGGAGAUGUCUUCAUGGCUGACUCGAGUAAUAAUCACGCGACCUCUUCAGCUUGGAGUGAUCAUGGAUUGUUAUCGCGUGCGAGCGAUAUCCCUGUCUCCUCCGUGGAGACUAAUGAGAUUCAUCUGGCAUCUCCGCACUCGACUAAGAAGGCAAUCACGCAAGUAGAUCACACACAUUCCGUCGUGCCAACCACUCCGCGCAAGAGAGCGGAAAGCCAGGAACUCGGUGAUUUGCACGGUAGCUCGAGCGCUUCGAAUGGACGCCCCGCGGCCGUACGCAGCAGCUCGAGACAAGUGAAUGCGCCGCAGCCUAUCGCUGAGGAAGGACUGAAUCUCAUGCAUGACUCACCGCAACGCAUGAAGGCGGAGCAAAAUGGCUACAAGGCAAGAGAAGUCGUGGAAGUCAUUGACGAGAGUGAACAUGAGCAUAUCGAUGAAGUUGUGACUCAGCCAGAAGGAAUAACCAUCGCGAUCGAGGCUGAGACUCAAGUAGCGCCGAUGGAGAAGCCCUCUGUCUUGACACCUGUCAAGAUCAAUGAAUUGAAUGCCAACGGCGUCGUUAGUACAAAUGGCGACAUUGAACAAUCCGGUGGAUUGCGCAAGCGCAAGCUGAGCCCCGAAAGCCCGAAGCCAAACAAAGAGCCGCGACGAGAGGAGCCCAAAAUUCUACCGGCGAUGGAGGAGGACGACGAUGUAGUAAUGUUGACCCAAGCCGAACUCAGUCCGUCGACGCCACGCCGCCGCGAUCGCCUCCCGAGUUCCUCUGGUACAGGUCGGCGCCUAAGCUUCGCGGAGUGCUCGCCCCGAGCGCCACCUAAAGCUGGCCUUGGGCUCGGCAUCUCAAGUAGCCCUUCCGGCAAGCCAUCAGCAACGCGCUUUGUCCCGUCUGGAUCGCCGUCGCGUACUCAGAGAACCCCAAUUAAGCCUACAACACCAGCCAAACCGGAGCAUCUGACUUUGGGCAAAGACGAAUCCGCUCACGAAUUGCCCAAAUGUCGCUCAGUCUCGUUCGCCGAUGAAUCUGAUCUGAUUGUGACUAAGUCUGGACCAGCACCAGCGUCAGCCCAGAAAGAAUCGAGCAAUGGCAUUGUCAAGAAAAAGGAUGCGGACCGUGGAAUCAAAGCUUCCGAGAAACCUCCUGCGAUAGCGGUGUCUACUUCAAAGGAGAACCCCAAGCAAUCUUCUGGCCCAGUGACAUUCGACGAAGCCGACGCCAAACGCUGGGUGACCGAGGCGCGCCAGACGCUCGAAAAAGCCACCAAGCAGCGCUGUGAGCACAACGGCAUUCGCCUGCUCAAGACAGCUAUAGAAACCUGGGACGCCCUUGAGAAGUCCGGCAAACGCAAGCCUAACACGUCCGCUAAGAAAGCCCAACAGAACAGGUUCCGGGAUCUGCGCCAGCAAGUCGAUAACUUGGGGCCGCUCAAAAGUCUGCUCACGACACCUUCCAAGGCCAAGCCAAUUCAGCCAGUCAACCAAGCUGACAAACUACGAUCGACACCACUCGGCUCUCACAGCGCAACAAAGCCGAACAGUGCAGCGAUCAUAUCCCCAGCGCAAGGAGAUUCCGCCCAACGAGUCUCGCAGCUUGCGCAAACGGCUCUAUCGCGUGCUUUGCUUGGAAAACCGAGUCCAGCCACAGCGAAGCUCGACUUGACCGCAUCUAGUUCGGAAUCGGAGUCAGAAUCGGAUUCGAACUCAAGCUCAAGCUCGGAAUCGGAAGAGGAAGAGGAAGAGGAGGAGGAUACUCCGCCACCUUCAAAACAAACCGUCUCGCAGAUAUCCAAUAUGCCAUCGCCUAUUAAGUUCCCGUCUACAACUCUCUCAUGGUCCCACGCCCGUGGGGUGCCUCAAGCGACCCGUUGCUCGCUGAAAGAGCUCAAGGAGAGACGCAAGCAGGAACUAGAAGAAGAGAAGAAGAGCCGCGAGAGGGAGGCCAUAAAGACCCUUCAGUCGAAGACAGCUGUGAUACCCGGCGCCGGGGAGGAUAGUGAGAGCGACGAUGACAGCGAGAGCGAGAGUGAAAGCGAAAGCGAAAGCGAGAGCGACAGUGAUUGA
This is a messenger RNA of Aspergillus saccharolyticus JOP 1030-1, 2843 nucleotides long. RefSeq lists its product as uncharacterized. NCBI's taxonomy places the organism in Eukaryota, Fungi, Ascomycota, Eurotiomycetes, Eurotiales, Aspergillaceae. The transcript has 2 exons. The coding region runs from base 288 to 2843 and encodes 851 amino acids. The record is from RefSeq and is a predicted model, not a curated record.